AUGUCUUCCACAUCCGCACCAAAGUCGAGCCUCGCCUCGGACACGACGCCCAACCAGGGUGGCAACGACACCAAGCCGAAGAUGUUCGACAAGGAGGGCGCUAUUGGCCAUCAAUUCACAGAGAAGGGCAUGAUGGGCGGAACAGCGCAGAUGAUGGGUGGUCCUUUUGACAAGGAGGGUAUGAUUGGCAAGCAGUUCACAGCGGAGGGUUCUAUUGGCGGUACUGCUCAAAACAUGAUGGGUGGUCAGAAGCCUGCGUAA
Molecule: messenger RNA, 261 nt
Organism: Trichoderma reesei QM6a
Lineage: Eukaryota; Fungi; Ascomycota; Sordariomycetes; Hypocreales; Hypocreaceae
Exons: 2
Coding region: 1-261 (86 amino acids)
Source: RefSeq, a predicted model, not a curated record